CUUAUACUCACUAGCUAAAUCCGCACCAUCUCUCAUUUCAAGACCUAAACCGCACAUAUAUUUAUCAGCAUGGAAUCAGGCCAUAAGUGCCGGGGCUUCAUCAAGGCGAAACUGGGGCUGCCAUUCUAUAAAGCAGCCAAAUUGCCAACCUCUGCAGUGCAGUAUAGCAGUAGAGUUAUGCCAAACCAGUCGUCUCCAUCAGCUGCCACGACGAGAAUGGCUUUUGUGGUCCACCAGGACGUGAUUUCCCAGCCGAAGGCGCAGAAGGUUUCUUUCAUGGUACCUGACAAGGGCCGAGACUCACUAGGCCAGUUUGAUAAGUUGUUCGGCAUGCCUGGCGACGAGAGUGUCGACCUGAAGGCCGCAAAUUACAUAUCUUCUGUGCAGGAGCGCUUCAAGCUCGAGCGGGUCAACUCUGAGCGGAAGAAAAAUGAGGACGUCUCCUAGUGGUCACCAUGGUCAGCCAACUAUAUCUAUUCCUGAACAGUACUAGCACUAAGUUUAUUUUGUAGAGUUGCAUGGAUAUUGUAAUCUGCAACUCCAACUCGAGUCCCAAGUUACUAUUGUAUGGUACUAUAGUCUGAAGGAAUAGCCUCCCGAAAAUUUGUCAACUUAUGCUUUGAUUUGUGACCUUUAAGGACCUAAUAGUUCUAAUUACUGUUCAUUGA
Syzygium oleosum is the source of this 668-nucleotide messenger RNA. RefSeq lists its product as uncharacterized. NCBI's taxonomy places the organism in Eukaryota, Viridiplantae, Streptophyta, Magnoliopsida, Myrtales, Myrtaceae. Bases 70 to 447 code for a protein of 125 amino acids. The record is from RefSeq and is a predicted model, not a curated record. The transcript has a single exon.